Molecule: messenger RNA, 4116 nt
Organism: Arxiozyma heterogenica
Lineage: Eukaryota; Fungi; Ascomycota; Saccharomycetes; Saccharomycetales; Saccharomycetaceae
Gene: RPM2
Product: ribonuclease P
Exons: 1
Coding region: 1-4116 (1371 amino acids)
Source: RefSeq, a predicted model, not a curated record
AUGGCAUUCAAAUCGUUUAAAAAUAAAAUCCCAAGAGCUAAACAUUACCAUCCGUCUUCUAAUGCUGCUACUAAUAACUUGAAUAACAACAAUAACAACAAUAACAAUAAUAACAAUAAUAAUAACAACCCUGGCAAUAACCCUACUUCAGCCACCACCACCACCACCACAACAACAACAACAACAACAACCUCUAAUUAUACCAAUAAUAGUAACUAUUCAAAGAGUCUCAAUAUGUCUACUGCUGCAAUAUCUACUAUCAGAAAUAGUAAUAGGAUUAGGCACACAGCAACUACUUCAUUUUUCGACAGUUCGUAUCAACUGUAUAAAAAAAGACAAAAUCAAACCCAAAAGAAGACCACUCGGGAUCAUACAAAUUACACAACCUAUAGAUUGAACAAUAACAAUGGAUCUAAAAAUAAUAAUAGAAGAUCCCGACAUUAUCCAAAUUUACAUCCCAUAAUAUCUGCUAAUACAAAUUAUAUAGAGCAUCCUACCAAUAAUUUUCAUACUUUAAACCAUUCGAAUCCACAAAUUAAUCUAAAUAAUACAACUAGCACAACUAACACAACAACUACUACUACUACUACUACUAAUAAUAAUAAUAAUAAUAAUAAUAAUAAUAAUAAUAAUAAUAAUAAUAGCAAUGUUUUGAAUGAUUUUCCUUUAAAUUUUAACAACCGUACUAAUAAUAUUUCCCUAUUUAAUGAUGUUUAUAAUACAGUUUCAUUCAAUGGUAAUGCUAAUAAUAGUAACUCAACUAAUAAUAUAAAUGCUGGUAAUUUAUCUCAAUCCCCAACUACAAUUAAUAAUAAAAGGAACAUUUUAACUACUCAAUAUUCUUCACCGCGUAAAUUGACUGAGGCAGAUAUAAAGGAUGAUAAAUGUCCAUGGGAUGAGGAUUUAGAAAAUAAUUUAAAUUCCGAUACCUAUCUGAAGAUACAUUGUGAACAGAUUAAUAAAUGUUUCCAAUUGGGUCAAUAUAAUAAAAUCAAUUCGUUAUAUCAGUCUUUAAGAAGAAAUGAUUUGGUACCAAGUAUAGAUAUUUAUGAAAAAAUAUUCAUAUCGUUCCACAAAAGGUCAUUUGACCAAAAUAAUCAAAACCUAAAUGAAAAGAUGUGGCAACUGUUGAAUUGUUAUCAGGAUAUGAUCAAUAAUAAAUUGAAGCCAAAUUCAAAGAUUUAUAAUAUUUUACUUCUUCAGAUUUUUAAAAAUUCAAUUAUCGCUAUUGAGACAAAUAAUAUGAAUGGUCUUGACUUCUUCAAGAUUGGUUCCGAGUUGUUGACUACUAUCACCCAAAAAAAUAAAAUAUCUAAUGAGACUAUAAACUAUUAUCUUUUGUCAAUGAAUUUAUAUGCAAGAGAAACUAUAAUGAGAAUGAAAAGUCAUAACAAAGGAAAUAACAAUAAUAUAGCUAGCGUUGAUACCAGCUCCAUUAUUCCGGAUUUGACUUGUUUGAAAAAUAAUCUGAUUGAAUUAUCAUCUAUAGUGUAUGAAAAGGAUUCAUUUUAUUUCUUGAAUUUCAUCAGUUUGGCCAAUUUGAAAAAAGAUUUAAUAAUGCUUAAAUCUCUUUACAAUGAAUUUUUGUUUUUAUUACCCAUGGAAAAAUCGAUAUCGUUGAAGGAAAACCAAUUUGAAAUAUAUUCGAUGUUUAUUACUGCAUUUAUUGAGACUGGUGAAUUGACAGUCGGUUCAAAAAUGUUUAAUAAUAUUAUUAAUGAAAUCAAGAAAAAGAAUGGUUCCAAAAAAAUUGUCACCAUGGUUUUAUCAAAUUUUAUAAUCUCUUUAUCCAAGGUUGAUCCACAGCGAGCUUACUCGGUCUGGUUUGAAUUUAAGAAAUUGAGUUGGGUCCCAGAAUUUUCUUAUGAAUUUUAUCUUUUACUGUUAUCCAAUUGUUUCCAUGAUUGGGACUUGACUACAAAGAUUUAUAACUAUAUUUAUCCAAUGGAAAGAUCCUUUAAUUCCAAGAAUAAAUUUCAAAUUAAUAAAUUUAGAUUAAACUCAAACACAAAUCUAUCAACAUAUCUAUUAUAUCCAAUACAUACGGAAAAUGUUAUCAAUCUAUUAUUAGAUUAUGCUCUACAAUUAAGAGAUUCUGAUAUUAUUAUGAAAUUAUUAGAAGAAUCAAUGGUUAAAAAUUUUAAAUUUGAUUCUAAUUUGUAUCCGUUUAUUUUUAAAUUUUUGAAAGAGCUUAAUGCUCCAGUGGAUUAUUUGAUUAGAUUUAUUGAAAUUCAUGGUAGUUUACACCCAAAUCUACCAUUUCUAUCAUCAAUUACAAACUCUUGUACUUCUCCUGAUUUACUGUUGAAGAUUUAUAAUAUGCAUUUUUUCCAGGAGAUUUGUUCAAAAUUAAAUUUCAGCUUAAAUUCAAUUAACCAAGCUCCAUUUGAUGGGCUUGUUUCAAUUAUGUCUGUUGUUUGGAAUUCAUCUCAUCCAAUAGAAUCAUAUCCACAUUUGUUGAAAAUUCAUGCAAUUAUUGUCAUCCGAUUGUUUGAUUUCGAUACCUUAGAUCCAACAAUGAUUCAUGAUAUUGAAAUGUCACAACAACCAGGUAUGAAUAAUACAAGACAGAUGGAUCAAUUCAUUUUGUUUAAAGAAAAGAUUAUAGAUUGUUUCACUAAAUUUGUUAAGAAUUAUAAAGGAUUUAAUUUGGAUCCAAGUAAAAUUGAUCCAGUUGUUCCGCAAGCAGCUAAAUUUAUCAUAGAUUUGAAACAAGAAUAUGUUGAUUAUUUUGCGCAUCCUGGGGAUUGGGACAAAAAUUAUCCAUUGUCAUUAGGUCCAGCGAUUAGAAACUCUACAAAGACGGGGUUGAAAGAAUAUGAAAAUUUAUCAUCUAAAGGUUAUUGUUUUGACUAUGAUACAUUUAAAGAAUUGAUUAAGCAUAAAUAUUAUGAUCAAUCAAUUAUUAAUAAUUUUUUAGGUUUUUCUCAAGAUGAUAUAGAUGAAUUAAGAUUUUCGAGAAAUUUAUUGAUUAGUAAAAUGAAGGCUGAAGAUAUAGAACUAAUGGUGUUGUUAAAUGGUCCAAAUUUUCAAAAGCAGGUGUUACCAUAUUUGAAUGAGGUUUCAUUAAUUAGAACCAUGAAAUCAUUGGUCACAAUUGGAAUGGAUACAUUUCUUCGCUUGAUCAAUUUUCCAUAUGGAUUUAAGCAUAUAACAAAGCAAGCCGAAUAUAAAAGACUAAUCGAAUUUAUUUAUACACAAUUGUUCGAAGAGGGUUAUUAUGAUCUAAUACUUGAACUAAAUGAAACAUGUCCUGUUUUGGAUGUUGAGAUUUUAUUAGAAUCAUGUAUCAGAUCUUCUAAUCCGAUCAAUAACAACAAGUUUAUUCCACUUUUUGCUAAAUUUCAAAACAGUCCAUUACUUCUAACCGAGUCACAACGUAUUAGAAUUGAGUCGGAGUAUCUGAUCAUUAAGGGACAUAUUAAGGAAGCCGCGGAUCUUCUAGAAAUGAAUAUUGGCAAUAAAGAUGAAGAUUUGAUAAAUCUUUAUUCCUUUACUGUCUUUAUUCAAAGUUUUUACAGUAAUAUAACACAAUUCAAAUACACCCCAAAAAAUACUAUCCAAUUAGCCAACAUGCUCUCAGCAUGCUCAUCAUUUAUAAGUGUAGUAAACAAUUAUGAUCAUUGGAAUAUGAGAUCAUCACAAGAGGAGUGUACUAAGGAAGAAAUAUUAGGACAAAUGUUACAAAACUUAAUUGACGCAUCUAGAUUAUUUCAACGUGAAAAGGCCUUAACAGAUGAUAUUAAAAAGAUUCUAAAUGAGAAAUUGAGGACACUUUAUAGAUUUAAAGUGUACUUAAGAUCACCGCAUGUAACAAUAACCGAAUUGCAACAGUUGAUCCAUAUUUGGCAAGUCAUUAAUCCUUCUUCUGUAAUUCAUUUGUUUAACAAUAUUGUUGAAACGGUCUAUUUGAAUCAGGAUAUAUUAGCAGAAACGGGGACUCUCACGCUACAAGGUAAUUUAGUAUGGGAAUUUGAUAUUGACUCUUUGGUUUCUAUCUUAGAGGAUGUAUCUGUUAGUUUCACUAAAGAUGAGGAGAACAUGUCACGUCUGAAUGAGUUUAGAGACUACAUAUACCAAAGGUACCCAAUGCCUAUUGAUGCUGUUGUGAUUUAA